This is a messenger RNA of Carcharodon carcharias (great white shark), 2182 nucleotides long. Its product is annotated as ras-related protein R-Ras2-like. Gene Ontology annotation, molecular function: GDP binding; GTPase activity; GTP binding. Gene Ontology annotation, biological process: signal transduction. Lineage: Eukaryota; Metazoa; Chordata; Chondrichthyes; Lamniformes; Lamnidae. The record is from RefSeq and is a predicted model, not a curated record. Gene Ontology annotation, cellular component: plasma membrane. Bases 111 to 716 code for a protein of 201 amino acids. The transcript has 6 exons.
AGAUUUCUCGGGGACGCCGGAGUUCGAGGCUGAGCCCAGCCCCAGAAACAAGCGGCCCCGGUCUCCCAGCUUCGGUUCCUCAUUUGCACUUCGCUCUUGCGGCCGGGACAAUGAACAGCAAAGACGGCAGCCCCCAGGAGAAGUACAAACUGGUGGUGGUGGGAGGCGGUGGGGUCGGUAAGAGUGCUCUCACCAUCCAGUUCAUCCAGUCCUAUUUUGUAUCCGAUUAUGACCCAACCAUUGAGGACUCCUACACCAAGCAAUGUGUCAUCGAUGAGCGGGCAGCAAGGCUAGACAUUUUGGACACAGCUGGGCAAGAGGAGUUUGGAGCAAUGAGGGAACAGUAUAUGCGUUCAGGUGAAGGAUUUCUCCUCGUUUUUGCCAUCAAUGAUCGAGGAAGUUUCGAUGAGAUCAGUAAAUUUCACCGUCAGAUUCUCAGAGUGAAGGACCGAGACGAAUUUCCCAUGAUCCUCAUUGGGAACAAGGCUGAUCUUGAACACCAACGACUGGUAACGAAAGAUGAAGCGGAGAAUCUCGCAAGGCAACUGAAAGUAACCUAUCUGGAGGCCUCUGCAAAAAUCCGAUUGAAUGUAGACAAUGCGUUUCACAACCUGGUGCGAGCAAUACGGAAAUUUCAGGAGCUCGAGAGUCCGCCCAGCCCACAACCCAAGCCGUCGAAAGGAGAGUCCAGUGGCUGUCCGUGUGUUCUCCUGUGAGGCCUCCGUGUCUUUAGCAGCGAGUUAGCUUUGCUGCGAGCUGACCUUGGUGAAUUUGGUCCUCUCCCUUCCUCCACAGCAUCAACUGACUUCACUUCCCCUUGCGUUUAGAGACCAUCAUGGAAUGACUGAAGACUUUGUCCUCUCCUGCUCUGAAUGACACUCGUACAGCUCAGUCAAGUGGCCAAGGGCUCACUGCUGGAGUUGCAGCUUACUAUCUUUUCAAAAACUGUUGUUUUGUUUUCUUUUUUUUUUAAAAAAAAAGCCUCUUCUAAAAUUCUAUCUUCCGUUGUGGUGUAAUGCUGGGAUCCAGGGGAGCUGCUUUGGAAGAUGGACACCAGGCAGGAGAGGGUUGUAGUUUUUGCACUGUAGCUGUGUUGAGGGUGGGGAGGAGAGGGUGGGGAGGUCCAUGCCGAGGUCAAUCUUGUCCUACUGUAAUUGACACUACGGGUGUGCGUGGUUAAUCGUGUUUUAACUUGUCUUUGUUGAAAGGGGUGUCCUAACCUCGCACUUCAUGAGAGCACACAGUUACUGUACAGAAUGGACAUGUCCAAUGAAUAAGGAAUGGGUCAGGGAGGCUGCCGAUCAGCGUUAGGUGGGUAAAGACUAGCCGUUUACCCCAGCAACUUGGCAGGUUCAGAUGCAAAAUGAGCUUGGAUCAGACCCAUAGUGCAAAACCGUUUCUAAAUUGUCACUUGAAUUCAAGGUCUUACUCGGAGGGGCUACGUGUGGAAAGUGGGAAAUGUGACACUUGGGGACACCAUGAGGCUAUGGCAUGUUAUUGGAGUAGAGAGAGCUUUACUGUACCCGCCCAUACGCUCCUUAACCCAAGGGUGCUUAACACUGGCGCUGCGUGUCUGAAAUGAUUCCAUUCUCUGCCACCACCAUUGUCUCACUUUUUAAGGACAAUUGUAGAUGCUCCAAGGGCCAGCUGGUUCUUGGUUUGGUAAUGCCUUGUGCCAGGCUGAAUCUUGGCCAAGUCUGUGGGAUAUGAACACUACAAUUGUCCUCAGUGUCUCUGGAUAGAGAAAGCGCUCCCGAGCUAUACUUGGUGCUUUGUGUGAGAGUAUAUUGGGGUAUCAAGAAGUGCUUCAUUUGAAGGGGUGAUCAUCUUAUGCAGUAGACUAGUAGGUAGAAGUGGCCUUUGGUUCAGUUAUCAUGGAAGAAUGUGGAGUUGGGGAAGGGGUGAGCUACCCAGUCUUGUGACCCAUGAUUAUCUCAUCAGGUUUUCUGGGUGUCUUUAUGUUCAACUGUUGCUUGGUGCUGAAGUUGCCAGUCAGUUAACCCAUAUAAAAUGAAAUUCCCUUUCCACUUCCCACCCAACCCAGUGCUGCUGCCACUUGCUGUGUUAACCUUCUCCUGUGCAACUGGGGCAGGUUUGACUGCUGGUUUUCAGAAAGUGGUUAAAUGUUUUUCUGUGAUUUCACUAUUGAUGUUUCAGUUGCCUGUUCCCCACCCCAGGUGUA